CAGAUUUGAAUAGUGAAACUGUCAAUUCUUUCUUUUUUCUUUUCUUUUUCAGCUUUUUUGGAAGUUUGUUUUUUUUAUGGAAAAGGAUCAGCCACAGUUUAACCCAUUAGAUCAACUAGCUUAUAAUAAAAAUCGAAGAAAAUCUUCAAAACAAUCGAAUGAUAAUCCCAAUCCAGUAUUACCUUCACAAAAUAACAAUCCAACGACUAAACCUCUAUUAAGAUCGCAAAGUUCAAGGACAGGAAUGAGUUAUCCAGUUUUACCACUGCAACCUAAUACCAGAAACACUCGAAGUCCUUCAAGGAAAAGAGCCCUUGAAGGCUCUAGUCCACUAACCCCAAAUAAUCAGUCUUUAAAUUUUUUAUUAAGUUCACAUAGUCCAUCAAUUGAACAAAAUAUAAGUUAUACCCGAAAUUAUCAACAUGAACAAAUUCCCAACCCUGCAUCGUCUAAAUUCACUGCACAAUCACCACCAGCAUUAACUAGUGGAUAUAAAUACGAUAACACCUCUGAUGAUGAUGCCAGGUUUUUAAGAUUAGCAAGAGAGGCCUUAGUUGCUACUGCCAGCGGAGUUUCUAAAAAUAAAGACGAAAAUUUGGCAGGAGAAGAUUUGUUAAUUGAUCCAACCAUACAAGAUUUGUUACAAAGAUUACAAUACGCCGCGUCGCCCCAUGGGAAUCCAAUCAAGAAGAGUGACGAGAUCAAAGCCAAUUCUAAUGGGCAAUUAAUGAUUCAGAAUUUUUAUGAUCAGUUCCCCAAUUUAAGUAAUGACAUUUUCAUGAAUGAAGAGAAUAAAGUAAACCAUCCGAGUAAUCGAGAAAACACUGGUUGGAAUUUUUUGGUCGGUGAACCCCUACAGCUAAAAUCAGACGACCAAAUAGUGAAAGAAAGAGCAAGAAAGAACUCGAUCGAUAAAGAGCCUACCAAAAAGACUAAAAUCCCGGAAAAGGAAGAAAAGAAACCCUUGGAUUCUUCUCGUAAAUUUUUGUGUGAGAAAUGUUCAAUGAGUUUUAGAAGAUCAAGUGACUUGAAAAGACACGAAAAACAGCAUUUGAGCAUUCCUCCUAAUAUUUGUGAGUUAUGUGGCAAAGGUUUUGCCAGAAAAGAUGCAUUGAAAAGACAUAUGAGUACUUUAACUUGUAAAAGAAACGCUGAUCGUAAAUUAUACAUCAACAAUUUAAAUUAUUUAAAGGAGUCCAGGGAAAAUGGUUCUCAAAUCGAUCUUAAAAACGACGACGAAGAAGAUGAUGAUCUAGACGAUGACGAUGAUGACGACCCUAAUCAAUUCAGUUCAAGUAAGAACUGGCAACUCUAGGCUGGUUGCGAAAACUAUGUACAGUAAUAUAUAUUCGUUCGCAUG
Molecule: messenger RNA, 1360 nt
Organism: Hyphopichia burtonii NRRL Y-1933
Lineage: Eukaryota; Fungi; Ascomycota; Pichiomycetes; Serinales; Debaryomycetaceae
Exons: 1
Coding region: 77-1315 (412 amino acids)
Biological process (GO): regulation of transcription by RNA polymerase II
Molecular function (GO): DNA-binding transcription factor activity; RNA polymerase II cis-regulatory region sequence-specific DNA binding
Source: RefSeq, a predicted model, not a curated record